AUGGAUCGGAUCGACAAGUCUCCGCCCAGAUUUGCGGACAUGGAGUUCACGGAUGCGUCGCCUACAAGAGGCCGAUACACUUUCUGGGAGCUUCAUCGUAUGCUGGCCGACUGUUACGAGACGGACGUAGCCACCAGUUCAGUUGCUCCCGGACGAAUCAGUUGGACUGAAAGAAGCAACUCGAUUCAUCGUGGAAGGAAGGGACGCUCGCAAAGUGUCAAGAGGGAGGCCCGAAGGCCGUCACUGGAGGUUACGGUGGUCCACCCACCGAAGCCACCCCCCACACAAGAGCUUCCACCUGCUCCACCACUAGAUCCGAUUCUCUGCCAGUCGGUAACUCCAGACAGUUCCAGUGAGAAACCUGCAAAUGUUGCUCAUAGAAGCUUCGUCCAGACACUGCGUGAUCUGCAUGGUUUAGGAAGUGGAGACAAUGAUGUCGAUGUGGCAAGCCUUCAACUGCACUGCCACGACUGCUGGCAAACCCGACUGGAGAAGAAGGUCAUCACCACUAUGCGUUCCCAAUUCAUCUCGGCGGAUGCCUCGUACCAGUCGUCGGCUCAGUCACACAUAGUGGCUGUUGACACCGACACGGACACGCAGCCGCAGAAGGCAUGGGUCUGCAUGCUCCAUCCCAGUGGCGGCCUCCGCACUUCUUGGAACCUCCUGGUGGCUCUCUGCGUCCUGUACGACCUGUUGGUCAUCCCCCUGGCAGUUUUUGAUCUCCCGGAGAGCUCUCUGUCGCAGGCCCUGGACAUUGGCAUCCAGGCCUUCUGGAAUCUGGAUUUCGGUCUCGCAUUUCUCACCGGCUUCUAUGACCAGGGAUCUCUGGUGAUGGACCGAGUCGCCGUGGCCCGGCAAUAUGCGAAGACUUGGAUGGUUUUCGACCUUUUCCUCAUUCUCAUGGACUGGUCCGUGACUGUCAUGGACCACGUGACCCUCACCGGAAACCCAGCCGACUGGUCCAGGACCAUCCGAAUGCUUCGGCUCCUUCGCCUGGUGCGCAUCGUGCGGGCCAUCAAGCUGCGCCGGGGCUUCGUGGCCGUGCAGGACCUCCUGCACUCACAGGCCGCCAGCCUCUACCUGAGCUUCUAUGUCAGCUUGGGACAGCUGCUGGUCCUGAACCAUUGGAUGGCCUGUGCGUGGUUCGGGGUCAGCUGGUUGAACACAGACAACUGGGUCGUGGCCAGUGGACUGCAGGACCAGAACGCCCAGCGCCAGUACCUGGCCUGCAUCCUCUGGUCCUUCUGUCAGCUGGGAGUGGGCGAGAGCCCCUUGCAGCCGACGAACGAGGUUGAGAUGCUCUUGAACGUCUGCAUUACUUUCAGGUCCCUCAUCACUUCGGCCACCCUCAUCAGCACGAUGAGCAGCUUGAUCGCGGGCCUGCGGAAGAUAGAGCAGGACGAGACCACCGAGUUUCGGCUUCUGCGGCGCUACCUGAAGCACAACGAGAUCCGCAGUGAGGUCACGCAAUUCUUGCAGCAUCAAUAUGCCUUGAAGCAGCAGGCCAGGUCCUUUCAUGCCCGUGUGCCGCUGCUGGACUUGCUCUCCCGUCCGCUGUUCCACGAGCUCCAGUUCGAAAGGUACCGCCUGUCCUUGUGCAAGUUGCGUCUCAUCCGUGAUCUCCUGGAUGAGCCAGGCAUGCAGACGCUGCACACUCUCUAUGAGCUCGCAAGCACGAGCCUGCAUCACACGGUUGCCGCAUCGGGCGACGUGAUCUUCCUGAGCGGAAAGGCAGCAGCCUCGGCCUACUUGAAGCUGAGUGGGUCUUUGUGCUACUACCACGACGAGGGCGACGAUGUCUUGGACGACAGCCGGUGGGUCGCUGAAAUGUGCCUCUGGGCGCCAUGGGUGUAUAUGGGUGAUCUGGAGUCCAUGAGCAUGUCGGAGCUCCUGGCUCUGGACGCCGACGCUUUCUGCGCCACCUUGUCGCAGAAUUGGGACACGCAGCAGGCCGCCAGCAUGUACGCCAAACGCUUCCUGGCUGCCAUGCACAAGCAGAAGAUGCUGACCGACAUUUUUGUGGACUACGACCACGACCUGGACUCCGAAGAGAGCGAGGUGGAGCAGCCCCUGGUGGACUUGUCCCUGCUGCCAUUCCUACCAGCGUCCUGGAAACGGUUUUGUCUCCAGUUUUUGAGGAGAAAGCGUCCCAGCACACGGCAGAUCGCUCCCGAAGGGAGAGGGAGAGCCGUGAAGGGUAGAGUUGGCCCCUGA
This is a messenger RNA of Symbiodinium sp. CCMP2456, 2214 nucleotides long. Lineage: Eukaryota; Dinophyceae; Suessiales; Symbiodiniaceae. The record is from the annotation of a GenBank genome assembly.